AUGGAUGACAAUAAUACUGAAAAAGGUUCAUCAUCACAUCCGUUUUUUGUUCGAGGUGGAUUUCCAUUUGUAUUUAUUCCAGCAACAUCAUCAACAUCUUUCAAUUUUGACGAUGAUCAUACUCAACAUUUACCUGAUGAACAUCAAACUAAUCAACAAUUUAUAUUUGAUGAUGAGAAAAAUGAAACAACAGAAACUAUUGAUAAUAAAGAAGAAAAUGUUGAUCCCAAUCAAGAAAAAGAUGAUCUUCGUAUUAGUCAACCAAAAUAUAGUGAAUUAUUAAAACAUCUUGAUUUUAGUCAUACUAGAAUGGUUGAUGUAACAAAUCUUUUAUCUGGUGAAAAUGGUGAUAAUUUAAUAGAAGAUGAAAAUAAUAAUGAAAAAGAAAAAGAAAAAAUUGAUGGAAAAUAUGAAAGUUCAUCAUCAAAAAGUUCAUAUCAACCAACAGAUGAAUCAAGUGAUGAAGAAUCUUCAAUUAAUAUUGAUGAUAAAAAAGAAGAAAAUGAAAAUUUUAAAAAAGCUUCUUCACAUAUUCAAGAUGAAUUAAAUAAUUUAGCAAAUAUUAUUGAACAAGCAACAGAUAUAUCAAAUAAAAAAAAUUCUUAUCAUAUUAAUGAUCAAGAAAAUGUUUUUAAUGAUAAAGAUAAAAAACAACAAUUUUUUGAAGAAGAUGAUGAUACAAGUAAACAAGCUACACAAAAUUAUGAUCUUAAUGAUUAUGAAAAAGAGGUAACAUCAUCAUCACCAAAAUCAAAUAAAAAUGCUCGUUUAACAAGUCAAAAUUCUACUAGUAGUCAAGAUGAUAAUUUAUCAUCAAUACCACGUUUAAAUCAAAAUUUAAAUAAUCAUCAACAAGUUGAAGAUCAAUCCGAUGAACAUAUUAUUAAUUGGAAUAAUUUAUUUAAUCGCAAAAAUCAAUCCGAAGAAAAAACAUUUUUAUUUUCUCAAUCAAAUAAUAAAUAUUCUAAAACACCAGAUAAACAACAAGAACAAACAUCUUUAUUUAAUAAAAAUAAAUCUAAAGAAUAUUAUAAUUUAUCAUCAUCAUCAGAUAAAGAUUCAAUAAGUGAACAUAUUUUUAAUCAAUUUAAAGAAAAAGAAAAACAAAAUUUAAUAUCUGAACAAGAUCAAUCAAUUGAUCAAAAUUUUAAUAAUAAACAUAUUAAUGUAAAACAAGUUACUAAUAAUGAAGAACAACCAUAUAGAAAAGCAAGUGAUAUAUUACUUGAACGUUUAUCAAGUCAAAAACUAGAUAAAACAAAUCAAAAUCAAAAUAAAUCACAACAUCAAACAUCAACAUCUGAUCAUAUUCAAUCAAUGACAAAUGUGGAUACAUGGUUAUCUAUGCUUGAAAAACUUGAAUUUGAACAUAAACAACGUUUAGAAAAACAACAAAAACAAUAUGAAGAUUAUAUGAAAAAUCUUGAAGAAAAUAUGAAACGACGUUUUGAUGAAUAUUUAUCAACAACGAAUAGUCAACAAGAAUCAAAAUCAAUCGAUGAACAUAAUACAGAUGAUUCAUUAACAACUGAUUCAAAUUCUAGAAGAUAUAGAACUAAUUCAAAUACAAAUCAAUAUCGACCAUUGGCUACAGAUCAAACUACUCAUCAUUAUUAUAGAAAUAAUUCAACUAAUAAUUUAUUUAAAUCAGAUAAACAACAACAACAACCUAUUCAAACAAAUCUAUCAAGAUCACAAUCAAGAGAAGAUAUUUCAAAUUUAAGAAAUGAACUGUCAGCUAAACAUGCUAAACAUAUAUCCGAUUUAAAAUCUUAUUAUGAACAUGAAAUUGAUGAACUUAAAAAUCAAUUAAAUAUAUCAAGAAAAAGUCAACCAAGUAGUACAACAACUCGUCAAUCAAUUGAAACAAUUGAACGAAUUAAUAAUGAAAAUAUUCGUUUACAUGAUGAUAUCAAACGAUUACGUCAUUCAUUAAAAAUAAAUGAAGAAGAAAAUAAUUCUCUUCAACAACAAUUAGAAGAAAUUCGUAAUCAAAUGAAUAAUAAAGAUGUUGAAAUAAAAAAUUUUCAUAAAAAAUUAAAUGAACUUGAACAACAAUUAAAUGAAGCACAUCAUAAUAAACAAAAACAAGAUGAAAAAUUUGUUAAUUUUGAUAGACAAAUAUUAUUCUAUCGAGACGAAAAUGAAAAAUUGACACGUGAACUUAAUUUAUAUAAAGAACGUCUUGCUCGUCUUGAAGAACUUUAUCGUCAAUUAGAAAAUCAACAUAAUAAAUAUCGUCAACAAACAUUUACAAAUGAUAAUAAUAAUAAUAAUAAUCAACGUAUAAAUCCUGAUUACAAUUAUAAUUCAGCUAUGUCUUUAAAUAUUCCAACAUCAAGAGAAUAUGGACAUUUUACAUUAAUUAAAUCAAGAUAUUCAUCAUCAACAAUGAACACAACAAAUGAUAAUAAUACUCAUUCAAUUCCAUUUACAUCUGACGGUUCACAAAAUUUAUCUAAUCAAAAUAAUUCUCCUCGAAGUUUAAAUAAGAUGAAUGAUUAUAUUAAUGAAAAAAAUUGUUCAUCACAAUUCUAUGCUCCACCAUCAAGACCUCUUUAUUCUCCAAUACAAGUUUCAUCAAAUCGUAAUCGUAUUGAUCAAAUGCCAGUUCGAGAUUUCAAUGAUAAUAAAAUAAAACAAAGUGAAGAAUUAGAAGCUAAAUUUGAUGAUUUAUUAAAUAAAAAACGUGAUUUGGAAUCUCGUAUAAAUCGUAUUCCAAUUCGAGGUUUAACAACAGCUGAUAAACAAUUACUUGGUUUACUUGAACGAGAAAUCGAACGUGUUGAACAACAAAUAUCAAGUGUUAAACUUGAACUUAGAAAAAUGAAUAUUUUACGAACAUAUUAA
Molecule: messenger RNA, 2850 nt
Organism: Rotaria sp. Silwood1
Lineage: Eukaryota; Metazoa; Rotifera; Eurotatoria; Philodinida; Philodinidae
Source: the annotation of a GenBank genome assembly